AUGCUCACCCGCUUGACUCUUUUUGCGUCCUUUGCUGUUCUGUUAGCGCCCCAAAUCCUUGCUCAUCUUGUGUUUCCACAACGCGAGGUCAUUGCACGCUCUCCAGCUCCUCUGGAUCUCAUCAGCGCAUACACUGCUGAUGUGUCCAAGAGAGAAACCACAUCCUCCGAUAUCCAAGACGAGCACCGAGGCAAAAGGCCUGGGGGGCCCGUCAUUCCUCAUCCUGAGCGAGAUGUUCCUGUCGAAGUUCCUGUCGACAGUCCUGACGGGACCACCAUUCCCUACGGCAAACGACGAGUCCCAGACAAGCACCGAGGCAAAAAGCCUGGGGCUCAUCCUGAGCGAGAUGUUCCCGUCGAAGUUUCUGACGAGCACCGAGGCAAAAAGCAUCCUGGGCGAGAUGUUGCCAUCGAUGUUCCCGUCGACAGUCCUGACGAGACCACCAUUCCCUACGGCAAACGACGAGUCCCAGACGAGCACCGAGGCAAGAAGCCUGGGGCUCAUCCUGAGCGAGAUGUUCCCGUCGAAGUUUCUGACGAGCACCGAGGCAAAAGCAUCCUGAGCGAGAUGUUGCCAUCGAGCACCCAGUCAAAAGGCCUGGGGGGUCCGUCAUUCCUCAUCCUGGACCUAAGCGAGUAG
Desarmillaria tabescens is the source of this 639-nucleotide messenger RNA. RefSeq lists its product as uncharacterized. The transcript is spliced from 2 exons. The record is from RefSeq and is a predicted model, not a curated record. The coding region runs from base 1 to 639 and encodes 212 amino acids. Lineage: Eukaryota; Fungi; Basidiomycota; Agaricomycetes; Agaricales; Physalacriaceae.